This is a messenger RNA of Closterium sp. NIES-67, 3354 nucleotides long. The record is from the annotation of a GenBank genome assembly. Lineage: Eukaryota; Viridiplantae; Streptophyta; Zygnematophyceae; Desmidiales; Closteriaceae.
UCAGUGAAUCCUAGUGACAGAGCACGGGCUUGGCUUUUGGCAUUUUUUCAACAUUGCGCAACUAGAGAGUUGGCUGAAGGGAAUUUGCUAGGUUGCUGUAGGAGGGGAGCCGCGAUGAUGGAGCACCGCCGGAGUUCCAAGAGGAAAUGCGAAUGGAUGCUGUUUGCAGCAACGGUGCUUUCCGCAUUCACUCUUGCGCAAUGUAUCCCAAUGAAUAGGACGUUCACGACAGACGUGCUAACGCUGAACCAGCUCAAGAGCUCCUUCCAGUCGAGCGUCGGCGCGCUCAGUUCGUGGAAGGGGUCGCACCCCUGCGCCGCGGGGCCCGCCAAGUGGAGGGGCAUCGGCUGCCUCAACGACCUCAAAAAGCGCAUCGCCUACGUCGCCAAGAUCGAUCUGCGAGGGUUGGGGCUGCAGGGGACCAUUCCCAGAGCCAUCGGCAACUUCAAGAACCUCCGAUCCCUCGACCUGUCGAACAACAGUCUGUCGGGCAAGCUGCCCCUCGAGAUGGCCAAGAUGAUGAGCCUCAAGACCCUCAUUCUGGACAACAACCAGUUCACGGGGAACGUCAGGGGGCUCAUCGGCAUCCCCAACCUCAAGAUCCUGUCGCUGGCUAACAACCAGCUGUUCGGGCGGCUGCGCGACGUGCUGCUGGAUCUGGUGAUGCUGGAGCACGUGGUGCUCAGCCGCAACAAUUUCAAGGGGGCGCUGCCGCGCACCAUCCACCUCAGAAACCUCAAAGUCUUCGACCUGUCGCACAACCAGCUGUUCGGCAACCUUCCAUUCGGCCUGCGCCGCUCCAAGCAGCUGCAGAAGCUCGAUCUGAGCUUCAACAACUUCACGGGCGUCAUCCCGCCCAUCUGGGGCUCGCUCAAGAGCCUCCAGCAGCUCUUCCUCAAUGACAACUUGCUCAACGGCUCGCUGCCAAAGGCACUUGCGGACUGCAGCAGCCUUGUAACGCUUGAGCUGCAGAACAACAGGCUGUCAGGCCCGGUGCCUCCGCGGUUCGCGAACCUGCCCAAGCUAAAGGAGCUCUUCCUAAUGAACAACAACUUCUCUGGCAUGAUGGGGAAGGCCUACGUCGACCACGGCAUCCUGUUCCGCAUUAACGGCAACCGCCACCUGUGCGUGGACUUGGACAGCAACGGCCGCUGCGACCCCGACAACCAAUCCAACCCCAACGCCCCUGGCAAACCCAACCUCCCCUCCACCCCCACCGAGCCCGCCCAGCCACCACCAUCCCAGGGGCAGGGCGGCGAGGGGCAGGGCGAGGGGAACACACCCCGGGGAGAGGUGGGAGGGGCGGGAGAAGCCGGGGGUGAGGCAGGUGGCGGUGCAGGAGCAGCGGCGGCGGUGUGCGCGGCGGGGCAGGCAGAGAGCUGCGAAUGCGCGGACGGGCAGACAGGCGAGAAGAAGUGCCUCGACGACGGCACCGGCUAUGGGGAGUGCGUGUGCGCCGCCGCCGCCCCGCCACCGUCGGGCGGGUCGUCGUCGUGGAAGUGGCUGAUAGCGCUGCUGGUGCUGGUGCUGAUCGCGCUGCUGGCUGUGGCGGGGUACUGGGCGGUGAAGUCGGGGUUCAUCGGCAAGAGCAAGGGCGCGGGGUGGGAGUACGUGGGGCGCGUGAAGGCGUUCCCCGACAUGAAGGCGUACCGCUCGCACGCCUACGACCCCGACGACCUCGACGGCUACGGCGUCCCCGCCUUCGACUCCCUGCCCAAACACCCCUCCGAUGGCGCCGCCGCCGCCGCCAAGCCAGGCGCGGCGAAGCUGACGCUGACGCGGUUUUCGUUGGAGGAGCUGCAGCUGGCGACCAACAACUUCAACGUAGAGAACGUCAUCAGCACGGACGGCGUGUGUCGCACGCUCAGCGGCGUGCUGCCGUCGGGGCUGUAUGUGGCGGUCAAGGAGAUGGACCCGCUCGCACACGAGUCGCCCGAUGCCUUCGUGGCGGCGGCUGAGAUGUUCAGCGGCGUGCGCUGCCCGCAGCUCGUGGAGGUGCUGGGCGUGUGCGCGGACCGCAACAGCGGCGGGCGGCGCCACCACUUGCUGGUGUACGAGCUGGUGCCCAAUGGCAGCCUCGACAUGCACCUCCAUGACCUGGAGCCGGGGACGCUGCCGCUGGACUGGACGACGCGCAUGUGCAUCUGCCUAGACGUGGGCAAGGGGCUGGCGUACCUGCACUCGCUGCACCCGCAGCUCAUGCACGAGGGGCUGCAGGCCACGUGCGUCGUGCUGGACGACCACUUCCACGCCAAGCUCGCCGACUACUGCCUCCCCACCCUCGCCGCCAACAGCUCCGGCGGCUCCGCUGCCGCGCGCACCUCUGCACUCACGCACUCCGUCAACAUGGCGGUGGCGGCGGGCACGGCAGCGCCGGAGCUGGCAUGGGCGUCGGAGAUGACCCCGCGCGUGGACGUGUAUGCCUUUGGCGUGCUGCUGCUCCAACUCAUCACCGGCCGCCGCCCCGUCGACAACACCCGGCCGCCCAACGAGCAGAGCCUCGUGCACUGGGCAAAGUCACGGCUGUCGCAGCGGUCGCUGGUGGAGGCGAUGGUGGACGAGAAGCUGCACGGGUCCAUCUCCACUGCUGCGCUGUACCAGGUGGCCAUGCUCGCCUCGCAGUGCAUCCACUCCGACCCCGAGGCACGCCCCACCAUGGCCCAGGCCGUGGAGAUGCUCGCCAAGGUGCAGAACCUGCCCCUCGACUCCGCCUCCUCCCGACAGACUGUGGCAUACCACAAGGGCCCCGCCACGUACAACAAGAACGUGUGAGGUGGUCCCAGCACCCCGCUGCUGCUGCUACCACGAGAGCAGCUGAGACAGCAGUGGCAGAAUGGGAGGCAGUGAGCAGUGGCAGAUCCACCGACAUGUCUGCUGUUGGUGGCCUCCAUACCUGCCUCUCACUCGCCUGUCCAGCACUGAGGCUUAUCCAUGUCCCGCUGGGGAGGGCCAUACCCACCCCAUCCACUCCAUCCAUGUUAUCACAUUCCUCUGCUGCGCGCUGCUGCCGCGCCCUGGAUGCAUGGCACUGCUGUGCCUGCAGCAGGGAGAGCCAGUGCUGCACUUGCAUUACGCCAUCUAUGUAUUUUGGGGUAGUACCACGAUGCCUGGUAUUAGACUGAGGUCAGUGGCCAUAACGCACAUCAGGGGAGCUAGGGUUGUUGUACCUGAUCUGUGUCCUGUGCUUGUAGUCUAGGCAUGUUACCUGGAGAACUAGUGGGCUACUUAUUUGAUCAAGGGGAAGGUGCUUUGAACAGAUGGCUGGGCGCAGAGUAGGUCAUGGAACAUGCCUGCAGACUAGCGUACACAUGCACAUGGCCUUGUUUGAAGGCACAAUAAUCAGAAACGCCAACU